Messenger RNA from Schistosoma margrebowiei, 2314 nucleotides. Lineage: Eukaryota; Metazoa; Platyhelminthes; Trematoda; Strigeidida; Schistosomatidae. The record is from the annotation of a GenBank genome assembly.
AUGGAACUAUAAGAAUUGAUUUUGUAACAAAAAAAAUAUUGAUUAACCAUUACAAAUGAAAAUAUUUUAAAUUACUUGAAUGAUCAUUUCUUGCAUAAAACAUACCUCAUAAACUUUUAUUGCUUUUCAUAAGUAAAAAUAUCAUCGAACCCAAAUGUACAUUGAGUCCUCUGGAGGUUACACCAAAAAAUGGGUUGGUCGUAGUCAUACAGCUACGGCUUAUGGUCCAGAUAAUACAAUGGCAGGAACUCAUUGGUCUGGUGCCUCAUUGAAAACUAAAAUUCGCAAAACUCUUGUAAAUCAACCACAAUCCGUACCACAGUUAUCACCACUGGCAUAUUUACCCCCAAAACAACAACCAGAUUUUCGUUCAUUGAAUGGUUCAUUACCAGUGACUAAUAAUCAGUAUCCAAUUCUAAAACGUGACUCAUUAUUUGUUUGUAACAGUAGUCCAGGACCGAAUACAACUAUUACAGGACGUGAAUGUGUUGAUAAUAUACGAGAGAAAUCAAUUCCAGAAAUUCAAACUGCUCCAACAUCCCUUGAUCGACUCUAUUCACCUCAUUUGCAUACUAAAAAUAUUUUAAACAAUAAUAAUAACACUACUGUCAAUAUUACUACUUCUUCUGAUACAACGUUUUACAAUAAUAAUAAUAAUAAUAAUAAUAAUAAUAAUAAUAAUAAUAAUAAUAAUAAUAAUAAUAAUAAUAAUAAUAGUAAUGAGAUGUAUUAUUCGAAUGGAUCAAAAGAAUCAAGAAGUUUAUCAAAUGAUAUAGCAUUUCGAAUAAAAGAGAAAUUUGAUCAACGUGUAUCAAAGCAUUUAUCAAAAUCUAAUCAAAAAAUCAAAUCAAAUGUAUAUACUUAUACAUCACAAUAUCAUUUACUUGCAGUAUUUUUAGUUAAUAAAGGUCAUGUAGAAUCAUGGUAUGCAUAUGCACCAAUGCCAAAUCAUUACAAUAAUAAUAAUCAACAAAAUGAUAUAGGACAUACUCGUUUAUUAGAAUUAACACAACGUCGAUUACGUUUACUUCAACGUUAUUAUUCUGAUUCCAGACAAUAUGUUGUACUCUAUGUGAAUAAUAAUAAUUCUGAACAUUAUUUACCAAUGGGAUUAGUUAAUGAUGUGAAUAAUAAAUCAAGUAAAAAUAAAAAUCAUAACUUAUCAAUAAAUAAAGAAGUAAUUGAAAAGGAUAGAUCAAUUUAUCGAUUUAUCAAUUCAUUAUUACCGAAUAAUAUGAAAUUUGUCAAUACUACUGAUAAUAAUAACAGUAGUGAUAAACAAAUAUUUGUAAAUAAAAAAGUCAAUAAUACUAAAUCCAUAAAUGAUGAGAAGUUAACAAAUAAAAUAGAUGAACAUCAGUAUCAAUUGAGUCGACAACAACAAACGAUUAAUAAUCAAACUGAAGAGAAACAGUUCAGUGAAACAGAACAACUAGUCAAAGCGACAAAUUCAAUUAAUCAUCGACCGAAUCUAUGGAGAAGAUUACUUGAGCAUUUGAUAUCACAUCAUCAAUCCACUGAUAGUAGUACUAUUAGUAGUAAAAAAAAUAGUUAUGAAGAAGAUGAUAAUAAUAACAGUACUAAUAAUGUUAAGGAAAAUUGUUCUGACAAUACCAAUGAAAAUGUUGAUUUCAACUGUUAUGAAAAGUGUCUACAUUUGGACAGUUGUCUAGCUAAACAGCUUAGUACUUGUCCUGUAACACCAUUGUCAACUACAAUAACCAUGAAUGUUACUAAGAAUAUAUGUAGAAAUAAUUUUGAUAUUGGUCAAUGUAGCAAUCACGAUAAUAAUAAUAAUAAUAAUAAUAAUAAUAAUAAUAAUAAUAAUAAUAAUAAUAGUUGUCGAAGGAUAAAAAAGAAAGAUUGUUUCACUUCAUUUAAAACAAAAACAACAAAUGAUAAUUUAUCAAGUAUACACCAAAUCUAUACUGAUGACAAGUUAUCUGAUGUUAAUAAAUAUGAUGCUGAUAGUCAACAAACUAUUAAUGAUAAAGAAGAUGGUCCAAAAAGAGACGAAAUUAAAUCAAUCAAAAAAUUAUCAGAUUAUGAAGAGAUAUGGUUGCCUAAAUUUUGUGAUUUGUAAAUUUACUAGUAAAUGUAUGUAGUAUAUGUAAACUAAUCUCAUCGAUUAGAUUUUUUAAACAUGAAGAACUAAGGAAUUCACAAAACAGUAAAAGAUGGUCGGAUCAGUUGAGAAAGAAAUCCUGGUCAAAUCUCAUUGCCUUCUUUAAUCAAGUCUUGAUUAGUUGAUAAAAACUAAACAAAAAUAGUAAUUGAAAUCUUUGUUACAAGUCACUAUUUUCAUUAACACUAG